This is a messenger RNA of Mycotypha africana, 363 nucleotides long. RefSeq lists its product as uncharacterized. The transcript has 2 exons. The record is from RefSeq and is a predicted model, not a curated record. The coding region runs from base 1 to 363 and encodes 120 amino acids. Lineage: Eukaryota; Fungi; Mucoromycota; Mucoromycetes; Mucorales; Mycotyphaceae. Gene Ontology annotation, cellular component: cytoplasm. Gene Ontology annotation, molecular function: RNA binding; translation initiation factor activity. Gene Ontology annotation, biological process: translational initiation.
AUGGUUAAGAAUAAGGGAAAAGCCGCACACAUUUCUGGCCAAUUACGUAAGAAGGUCUGGAUUACUCCAAAUGAUAUCGUAUUUUUAUCUUUACGUGAAUUCGAAGAUAACAAAGCCGAUAUUAUUCAACGGUAUACUCCUGACGAAGCAAGAGCUUUGACGAAUUAUGGUGAUUACCGGAAACAGCCAAGAUUAAUGAAAUCGACGCCAGCUUUGGCGGUGACGAGAAUGAUGACGAAAUUAAUAUCUAUAAAGUUUAACCAGAAUUUCCUCUUUUUGUGCUUACGUUAUAUGAAAGGCAUUGCGUUUCCUCUAUGUCCUUUUCUGAUUUCAAUUCUAUUUACGUUUAGACAUUUUAUCUGA